AUGAAGCAGCUGCACUCACGACUCGUGUGCAUCCUCGACGCCUUAACCGCAUUCGAAGAGAGCGUGCCCCAUGUGUGUGAAGGCGCAUUUCUCGUCAAUAUAAAGACGAAUCGCGUCAGCUGCGUAUUCACACAAGCACGCACGUUCGAUGACGGGCACGAGGUGGCGGCACACCGUGUUGUGCUGGCGUCGCGAUUUCCGCAUUUGGAGCAAGCAGUGACGAACUGUGUGGGACGCAGGUUGAGGUGGCGACGAUAUGACAGAGACAUAGUGGAGGCAGUAGUGAGGUUUGCGUACACCGGCAGCAUCGAAAUCUCCAUGGACAACGCUGUGCGGCUUUUUCUGCUGGCAAGUAACCUGGGUUCUCGCACAAUCACCUCCUGGUGCGCCGAAUUCCUUCGACCCAGGGUUUCCAGAGAGAAUGUAGAACAAAUUUGGUCGGUUGCGAAUGCAACCAAGAAUACGCGCAUGAUAGACCUUUGCGUGCCAUUUAUUGCUGCCCACUUCGACGCCAUCACCACAGGCGUGAAGUUUCAAUCUACCACAGAACCAGACAGUCUGUCGACUUUGCUGAGCGAUGAUCGACUAGUUGGUGUGGCGGAGGCCGCAAAGUUGCGAGCUGUUGCCAUGUGGUUCGAAGCUAAUCGCACUGCAAACACGGAGGAUUUGACUGAGUUCGUCGGCGGUUUAGAUAAUUCUCUCGGAGCUAUUGAUCUUGGCAAAAUCACCUCGGAUGACUUCGUCGAGUUUUGCAUGUCAGACUGCUGGAUAAACCUCCGGAGGGAAUUCAGCAGAGAUCUAAUCAGUAAUGCCUGGAAGGAAGUGAGAAUGAGAGGACCCACUCAUGACUACUUAAUCGCUUACACUGACCCUAGUAAUGAGGUGACAUUCGCCACAUCAGAGUGGGAAGAAUUUGAGAAAAAAAUCUUAGGCAGAAGCUCUGGGGCACAACUUCCGACGGUAGACGUGAAUUUUCGACUCACUAUGCCAUCACGUUCCGAAUGCGCAGUUGUCAUGUUGAGUGAAAGCAUGUACAUGAUCGGUGGCAGGGAUGAGAAAGGAGAAGUGUCGAGGCUGGUUGACCGCGUGGACCCCUUCGACGGUCGCGUCCUCGGUGCAGCGCCGAUGGAGCACGAACGCUGCUCGUUUUCUGCUGCCGCUGAUUUCAGCGGUCAACAGCUCCUCGUAUUUGGAGGAGAAAAUGGUGGCUGCUUUAUCGCUGCAUACCUGCUCGACUGGGCAACCGAUAAUGGGAUAAUCGAUUUACGAACUUUGUAUAUCAGCAAUCACUGGCUGGCUAUCCUACCGCGCUCUGACACUCGAUUCGCUGGUCUGGAGAUGGCAAAAUUGGAGACCUAA
Molecule: messenger RNA, 1359 nt
Organism: Mesocestoides corti
Lineage: Eukaryota; Metazoa; Platyhelminthes; Cestoda; Cyclophyllidea; Mesocestoididae
Source: the annotation of a GenBank genome assembly